Fundulus heteroclitus (mummichog) is the source of this 1069-nucleotide messenger RNA. Its product is annotated as rano class II histocompatibility antigen, A beta chain-like. NCBI's taxonomy places the organism in Eukaryota, Metazoa, Chordata, Actinopteri, Cyprinodontiformes, Fundulidae. Gene Ontology annotation, biological process: immunoglobulin production involved in immunoglobulin-mediated immune response; positive regulation of T cell activation; peptide antigen assembly with MHC class II protein complex. Gene Ontology annotation, cellular component: membrane; MHC class II protein complex. The transcript is spliced from 6 exons. The record is from RefSeq and is a predicted model, not a curated record. Bases 31 to 783 code for a protein of 250 amino acids. Gene Ontology annotation, molecular function: MHC class II protein complex binding.
UUAGUUCCUCUGCUGAACCCAGAGAGAGACAUGGCUUCAUCACCGCUCUGCUUCUUCCUCCUCUUCCUCGCUGUCCGCUCAGCAGAUGGAUUUCUGGAGUUCAUCGUGAAUCGCUGUGUGUUUAACUCCACUGAGCUGAAGGACAUCGAGUUUAUUACAUCUUAUUACUUCAACAAAGUGGAGGAUGUCAGGUUCAGCAGCUCUGUGGGGAGGUUUGUUGGCUACACUGAGCCUGGUCUGAAAUAUGCAGAGGACUGGAACAAAGAUGCUGGAAAAAUCGCUGCCAUGAAAGCUCAGAAGGAGGCAGUCUGCCUGAACAACGUCAACAUCGACUAUCAGGCUGCUCUGAGUAAAUCAUGGAAACCUUACGUUGUACUGAGCUCCACGGCGCCCUCUGGUGGUGGUGGUCAGAACGGCAUGCUGGUCUGUGGCGUCUACAGCUUCUUCCCCAAAACCAUCAAGGUGACGUGGCUCAGAGACGGACAGGAGGUCACCUCUGAUGUCACCACCACCGAGGAGCUGCCAGACGGCGACUGGUACUACCAGGUCCACUCCACCCUGGAGUACACGCCCAGGUCUGGAGAGAAGAUCUCCUGCAUGGUGGAACAUGCUAGCCUGAAGGAACCUCUGAUCACCCACUGGAAUCCGUCCAUGUCUGAGGCAGAGAGGAACAAGAUGGCCAUCGGAGCUUCAGGACUGAUCCUGGGUCUGGUUCUGUCUCUGGCCGGGUUCAUCUACUACAAGAGGAAGGCCAGAGGACGUAUUCUGGUUCCAACUAACUGAGAAGAGAUGCAGGUUCUGGUUCUGUCAGAUGCAUCAGCUGCUUCUUCAGCCUGCUUCCUGUUUCCAGCUGGUGGAACAUCUCUGGUGGAACUGGACCAUCAUCACCCUGAUCCAGAUCCUCUCAGAGUGGCCCAGUGGUGCUGGGGGUUAUUCUGAGAUGCUCCUGGAUCAGGUGGGAUUGUGACAGAUCAGCUGUUUGUUUUAGUGAAAUCUGUCUCUGUAGACCAAAGCCUCUCUAACUUUGCUCUUCAAUAACAUUUAUCCAGCUUCAUUAUUCCCACUUUGA